AAGUUUUUUACAACCUUUGCCGAUACAAUUUUUGCCUGUGAUAAUUUGAUCGUUGCAGAUUCCGAGGAGUUUGGUUUCUUGACCAUAAGAUCCGGUUCUUCUCUGCAGUACGCAUCCGUUUACGUCGAAGAUUUCAAGCUUUACUUCUGCAGCUCAACGGACAGCCUAUCUGCAGUGAUCACCGACGACGGAAAACUCAAGCUACUCGGACAACAAGUAUGCCGCACUAAUUCGAACGGCUCUCUCAUCGAGAGUUUCGAAGAUGAUGCUGCCACUGGAUUUUCCAUAUCCGACGGCUACCUUUCUUACGGUAAAAAGGACGGUUUCACUGCAAUCCCGUCCGGGAACAGGUACUUGGUCUCUACUCAUGGCUCGAGUUCAAAUGACAUUGGUGUGGACGUCAGAGCCGCUUCAUUGACAUCGGAAUCCUCUGUCUCUGACUUCAGGCCAUAUUCCACCUCUUCGGUGAGUCUCUCCACUUCUUCCACCUCUUCGACGAGCCUCUCCAGUCCUGCCUUCCAAUCUGCUGCCCCAGCAACGAAGACCGCCCCCAUUUCUCAUUUCAGUGACGGUCAAAUUCAAGCCACGUCUGCACCUAGCAGUUCCAGGGCUAUUACACCGUAUCUACAGUUUCACAAAUCUUAG
Molecule: messenger RNA, 645 nt
Organism: Lachancea nothofagi CBS 11611
Lineage: Eukaryota; Fungi; Ascomycota; Saccharomycetes; Saccharomycetales; Saccharomycetaceae
Source: the annotation of a GenBank genome assembly